CCAGAUCUCUCUUUUCUUCAUCUAAAUGGCUGCUUAAUCAUGGCGCAUACUCCAAUCAAAAAGGUCUGCCUCGUGGGCGCCAACGGCACCCUGGGCUCAGUCAUUCUCAAGGGCCUGAUCCAGGCAGACUGCUUCGACAUCUCCGUCCUCCAGCGCUCCAAUUCCUCCUCGUCGUCCCCCUCCUCCAUCCCACGCAUCCUCGUUCCGCCAGAGCUCCCAGUCGAGGAUGUCGCAAAAGCCCUAACUGGCCAAGACGCCGUCAUCGCGGCCUUUCCACUCGGUCAGGGCGACCAGCAUCUACGCCUCGCAGAGGCCGCGUUCCAGGCCGGCGUGCAGCGCUUCAUCCCCGCAGACUUUGGGAGCUGCGAUGCGAGCGACCCAGAGCCGCAGAAGUAUCUGCCACUCUACCGUAAGAAGACGCUCGUUCGUGAAAAGUGCGAGGCCCUCGCUGUCCAGGCUACACAGCAUGGCUCGGCUUUUUCAUGGACAACCGUCAUCUGUGGACAUUUCUUUGACCACGGACUGCGUGAUGGACUCCUCCAUAUCGACUUUGACACCCGCACGGCCCAGAUCCUGGACGGCGGCGCCACCAAGGCAUCUACUUCGACGCUGCGCCGCAUCGCCGAGGCAACUGUCCGAGUCCUGCAGAGAGCCGAGCAGACGCGCAACCGUGCGGUUUACGUGCAAAGCUUUAACCCGUCGCAGCUUGAUGUUGUGGCUGCUCUGGAAAAGGCAAUGGGAGAGCCAUGGCACAUGCAACACAUUGACUCAAAGCCAUAUCUGGAAGACGCUCAAAAAAGGCUAAAGAGUGAGGAGCCUCAGGCUGUUUUGGACGCUAUCGAGGACAUUGUCUUUGUGCUAGGAGCUUUAGACGCGGACUGGACAAAGAGAGAUGGGUUCGCGAUGGACUUGUUGGGUUUGGAGGAUGAGAAUCUGGAGGAUGUUGUUCAGGAAGUAGUGGCUGCGUACAGAGCCGAGGGGAGCAAAUGAAGUCAGCGUUGAAUGCGAUUGAGGCCAUGCAUAUAGAGAAUUUAGACAUUCCGUGUAUUAGACGAAGCCAUCGCGCAUCCCUUCACGUAUUCAGGGUAGCCGCUCGUAUGAGAAAUCCUACAGGCUUGCAGUGCUGUCCCCUUUACAGCUAGC
Trichoderma asperellum CBS 433.97 is the source of this 1143-nucleotide messenger RNA. RefSeq lists its product as uncharacterized. The record is from RefSeq and is a predicted model, not a curated record. Gene Ontology annotation, molecular function: oxidoreductase activity. Lineage: Eukaryota; Fungi; Ascomycota; Sordariomycetes; Hypocreales; Hypocreaceae.